Molecule: messenger RNA, 1092 nt
Organism: Symphalangus syndactylus (siamang)
Lineage: Eukaryota; Metazoa; Chordata; Mammalia; Primates; Hylobatidae
Gene: GAL
Product: galanin and GMAP prepropeptide
Biological process (GO): neuropeptide signaling pathway
Cellular component (GO): extracellular region; secretory granule
Molecular function (GO): neuropeptide hormone activity; galanin receptor binding
Source: RefSeq, a predicted model, not a curated record
CAGCAGCGGCCGUGGCGGCGGCCACACCGGGCGGUGGACACUUGGAGGGACCCGGCCCGCGCCUCCUGCCCCUGCCGCCGGCCGCGCCAUGCGGUGAGCGCCCCAGGCCGCCAGAGCCCACCCGACCCGGCCCGACGCCCGGACCUGCCGCCCCGACCCGCCACCGCACCGGGACCCAGACACUCCGAAUCCGGGCGCAGCCGCAGCUCAAGAUGGCCCGAGGCAGCGCCCUCCUGCUCGCCUCCCUCCUCCUCGCCGCGGCCCUUUCUGCCUCUGCGGGGCUCUGGUCGCCGGCCAAGGAAAAACGAGGCUGGACCCUGAACAGCGCGGGCUACCUGCUGGGCCCACAUGCCGUUGGCAACCACAGAUCAUUCAGUGACAAGAAUGGCCUCACCAGCAAGCGGGAGCUGCGGCCCGAAGAUGACAUGAAACCAGGAAGCUUUGACAGGUCCAUGCCUGAGAACAAUAUCAUGCGCACAAUCAUUGAGUUUCUGUCUUUCUUGCAUCUCAAAGAGGCCGGGGCCCUCGACCACCUCCCGGAUCUCCCCCCCGCAGCCUCCUCAGAAGACAUCGAGCGGUCCUGAGAGCCUCCUAGGCGUGUUUGUCUGUGUGCUGUAACCUAAAGUCAAACCUUAAGAUAAUGGAUAAUCUUAGGCCAAUUUAUGCAGAGUCGGCUCCUCCUGUUCUCUUUGCCUUGAUGUUGUAUUGUUAUAAUUUAAGAUUUUUUUUUGGUAAUUAGAGUGGCAAAAUAAAGAAUAGCAAUUACUUGCAAUUGUCUUUUUCUUCGACACCUCUGUCUCAUCAUCAGCGCCACCCAUGUGUUUUAAAAGAUAAAACUUGAUCAUAAUCAUGGAUUAGACAUGAAUUUUAAACCCAAAUUCUACCAUCAAGAGCAUCUGAGACACCACCUCUUAUUGCAUGUCCAGGGGACAUAAAGUUAUCUCAAUAUUAAGCCGAGUCAAAUGUAAUUAUGAAGGUAAGUCUGUUACUGAGAUGAACACAGACACAAAACAGACAAAACCCCUUCCCUCAUGGAGCUGAUAUUUUAGGGAGAUGGGAAUGAAAAAGACUACGAUAACCUUAAACAGAUGG